Molecule: messenger RNA, 1089 nt
Organism: Oldenlandia corymbosa var. corymbosa
Lineage: Eukaryota; Viridiplantae; Streptophyta; Magnoliopsida; Gentianales; Rubiaceae
Source: the annotation of a GenBank genome assembly
AUGGCUUCUUUCACCUCCUCUCCAGCACUCAUAACCGGUUUUUUCUUUCUCUUCUUAGCAUUCACUUCCAUAUUCGGGCAGUCGUCAGUUCCGGCUGUUUAUGUUUUCGGCGACUCCCUUGUGGAUGUUGGCAACAACAAUUACAUUGAGGGUUCUAUUCUUAAAGCGAAUUAUCCUUAUAAUGGCGUUGAUUAUCCUGGUCGCAAAUCAACCGGAAGGUUUUGCAAUGGCAAAAACACAGCAGAUCUUUUCGCGGAAAAAGUGGGAUUGAUGGCAUCCCCUCCACCAUAUUUGUCCAACACAAGUGAUCUUUACCUGAAAGGAGUUAGCUUUGCAUCUGGAGGAUCGGGACUCUUCAACACCACCGGGGAAGGUUUUCUUCGCAAGACACUUUCUUUAUCAGAGGAAGUGACACAAUACACUACGCUCCAAAGUCGAUUAGCGCAACAUCUAGGAGUUCAGAGUACACAGCAACAUUUAUCAAAAUCACUCUUCCUGGUGGUGACUGGAAGCAAUGACGUUUUCGCUUAUUUUCAAAACGAGAACAUAAGAAAGGUUAAAAGCCCUGAUCAAUAUAUCAAUGAAAUGAUUGCCAUCCUUCAAGAUCUCAUGAUGCAACUCCAAAGUUUGGGAGCUCGCAAGUUCGUGGUGCCUGGAUUAACAACUCUUGGAUGUACUCCAGCACGAAGAUUCGAGAGCAACAAUGAAGAAUGCAAUGCAGCGGUGAAUGCUAUGGCGACCAAGUACAAUCAAAAUCUUACCAAAAUGCUGGCUACAUUACAGUCCAAUUUCAAGGACAACAUCUAUUAUACUUAUAUUGACACUUACACUGUACUUUCUGGCAUCAUUCAGAACCCUGCAACUUAUGGUUUUAAGGAGGCAAAAGCCGCUUGCUGUGGAUUAGGUAAAUUAAACGCUGCUUUGCCUUGCACACCACUCUCCAUAUUCUGCCCCAACAGAACAGAUCAUGUAUUUUGGGACAGAGUGCACCCAACUCAAGCAACUGCAAGCAUUUUGGUUAAUACCCUUUACAGUGGUUCACCACCAGACGUGAGUCCCCUUAAUGUACAGCAGCUCAUUGCCCUCUAA